AUGGCCCUCUCAUCGGCCGAGUUCUGCACACCGAGUGCAUUCAACCCAUCUCUAUAUGGAGCUGAAAUCUUGUCAAUUCAAGCCAAUCUGGUCACAAACUAUAGUACCUCGGUGCCGGAAGCCUUUCGGUACACGUCCCCUUCAGUAGAGCUAAAGAAUGCCACGUUCUGCAAUAUCACCGUCAUCUACACGCACCCGGGGCAGAAUGAUAAUAUCAUCACGGAAGCCUGGCUUCCCGCCGAAUGGAACGAGCGAUUCAUGGCUGUUGGGGGAGGGGGCUGGGUGGCCGGACGAUUCUUUCCGAGUUACAAUGCCAUGAACGGUGCCAUCGCCGACGGCUAUGCGACCAUUACCACCGACGCUGGGCUUGGCUCCGCGAGUGAACCUGGUCCGUGGGCUCUGAACAGCCCUGGAAACGUCAAUCUUUACAAUUUGCAGAAUCUCGGAUCCGUGUCCCUGAACGACGAGGCAGCGAUUGGCAAGUCUUUGAUCAAGAGCUUCUACGGAAAAGAUCCCAAGUUCUCCUACUGGGCGGGAUGUUCCCAGGGCGGCCGCCAAGGGCUCAUGCUCGCCCAACGCUACCCGGACGUUUACGACGGCAUUGUCGCUGGCGCGCCCGCAAUCCAUUUUAGCAAACUGGCUACUUUCAUACAAUGGCCUCAUCAGGUCAUGAACGAGCUCGGGGAGUUCCCAUACGGGUGCGAAGUAGAUGCUAUCACGGCGGCAGCCAUCUCGGCCUGCGAUUAUCUUGACGGCGUCACUGACGGCGUCAUAUCAAACGUUGAUGAAUGUCUCAAGUCGUUUGACGCCUCCUCUCUCAUCGGUGAGCCGAUAACGUGCGCACAGAGAAACGGUACGCAGGUCCUCAUUACCGAAGCCGCUGCGAGGAUCGUCAAUGCCACUUGGCACGGCCACGUAACUGCGAAUGAUGAGCAUGGCUAUCAUGGCAUUCUGCCCGGAGCGGACUUGACGGGAAACAGUCCCAGAUCAUACGGCCAGCCCGGUGUUGUGACCACGGCUUGUGACGAAAGCGGAUGCAAAAGCGCGCCCAACUAUCUUGCCACUUCUUGGUUCAGUCUUUUUGUGGCCAAGAACGCUACGCUCGACUUGACAAAUCUGAGCCGUAAGGAGUUUGAUAUUCUCGCACAAGCCGGCUUCCAGGAGUUCGCAUCCCUGAUCGAGACGAGUGACCCGGAUUUGAGAAGAUUCAGGGAUGCUGGAGGAAAGAUGAUAACAUUCCACGGCCUAGCCGACAAUGUCAUACCUCCGGGCGGUACCCGAGGCUACUACGAGGCUGUGGGGAAGAUUAUACCUGAUGUACACGACUUCUACCGUUUGUUUGAAGCUCCUGGACUGGGCCACUGCUUCGGGGGCGCAAGCGGCACACCAACCGCCCUCUUUGAGCAACUCCGGGGAUGGGUGGAAAAUGGAACGGCUCCGGAGAAGACUCCAGUCAAGGUGUCGGUGGGUAACUCGACGCAUGAUAGGAUACUUUGCUCCUAUCCAGCCGUUCCUCAUUUCAGCCAAACUUGCGGAGAUGCCUCCAGAGCCAGUUGCUGGUCCUGCUCCGACCCGCUGCCGCCCUACAAUACUACCAAGAGUAGUGGUGAGACAGGAUAUGAUUAUCGAUCCCACGAACUCUAG
Clonostachys rhizophaga is the source of this 1644-nucleotide messenger RNA. NCBI's taxonomy places the organism in Eukaryota, Fungi, Ascomycota, Sordariomycetes, Hypocreales, Bionectriaceae. The record is from the annotation of a GenBank genome assembly.